Molecule: messenger RNA, 628 nt
Organism: Musa acuminata subsp. malaccensis (wild Malaysian banana)
Lineage: Eukaryota; Viridiplantae; Streptophyta; Magnoliopsida; Zingiberales; Musaceae
Source: RefSeq, a predicted model, not a curated record
AAAGCCCGGUAGCAGCCAAACCAUUCACGCACUGCUGCUCCGAUUAACCUCUGCAACAUCAUCAUUCCAUCCGACUCCCGAUGCAGGAGGCCAUGCUGCAACUCCUGUCGGCCAUGCGGAGGAGGCUGCGGUGGCCCAAGAAGCGCCGCAGCGCACGGGUGUUCGACGAGGUGGCACUGGCACGCACCGGUACCCCGGAGGAUGCAGGGGCCGCGCGACGCCCGUGGGGAGGCCUGACGAUGCUGCUGGCCAUCGCCCGCGCCCCGCUGGCCGCGGUGUCUUGCCUUGUGUGCCAGGCCGAGGACAUGGACGCCGGGGGGCGCCUCCAUGCAGCGGAGAUGGGUGACUUGAUGGUCGGCGAGGCCAUGCGUUUCGCCAUCUAUCUCUAGCCAUUAUAUAUCAUCUAAGAAUGAUAUGAUGUGAUGUGUUAGAAAAUUUUGUGACGUAAGGAAACAAGAACAGGAUUUCGAAUGGCUUCUUCGUUUCUUCGUGGCCCAAAACAAGAUUUUGCCCUGAGACAAAAAGAAAACAUCUUUCACUUGGUUUCUUGUCUUGUGUUCUUUUCUUUGGGUGUUUCUUUCUUUGUUAACAUAGAAGGAAAAGUCAAAUCGUAGCAGUGUUUUGGGAA